Molecule: messenger RNA, 2320 nt
Organism: Uloborus diversus
Lineage: Eukaryota; Metazoa; Arthropoda; Arachnida; Araneae; Uloboridae
Gene: CkIalpha
Product: casein kinase I-like
Biological process (GO): signal transduction; peptidyl-serine phosphorylation; negative regulation of canonical Wnt signaling pathway
Cellular component (GO): cytoplasm; nucleus
Molecular function (GO): ATP binding; protein serine/threonine kinase activity
Source: RefSeq, a predicted model, not a curated record
AAUAGAAUGGUAAUGGUGAGCAAUGCGUAGGCUGGUUGCCUACGGUUUGUAAUAUAGCUUUUUCUGUGAUUUAAAACAACUGUGCCCAAAAUUAACUAAAGUACAAUAUAAACUUAAUCAUGGCGAGUGCAAGUUCGUCUUCAAGAGUGGAAUUUAUAGUUGGUGUUAAAUAUCGAUUAGUUCGUAAAAUUGGAAGCGGAUCGUUUGGUGAUAUAUAUUUGGCUAUCAACAUUACAAAUGGCGAGGAAGUUGCAGUUAAAUUGGAAUCUACUAAAGCUCGUCAUCCACAACUAUUGUAUGAAAGUAAAUUAUAUAAAAUUCUCCAAGGUGGUGUUGGAAUACCUCAUAUUAGGUGGUUUGGUCAGGAAAGAGAUUACAAUGUUCUUGUCAUGGACCUUUUAGGACCUAGUUUGGAAGAUUUAUUUAACUUUUGUUCCCGAAGAUUCACAAUGAAAACUGUCCUAAUGCUAGCCGAUCAGAUGAUUGGGAGGAUUGAAUAUGUUCAUGGCAAAAAUUUCAUUCAUAGAGACAUAAAACCAGAUAAUUUCCUCAUGGGAAUUGGGCGCCAUUGUAAUAAGUUGUUCCUGAUUGAUUUUGGUUUAGCUAAGAAGUAUAGAGAUAAUAGAACACGUCAACACAUUCCAUACCGUGAAGAUAAAAACCUAACUGGAACAGCACGUUAUGCUAGUAUUAAUGCUCACUUGGGCAUUGAGCAGAGAGAUGAUUUAGAAUCUCUUGGCUAUGUUUUAAUGUAUUUUAAUCGAGGGAGUUUGCCGUGGCAAGGUCUGAAAGCUGCAACCAAAAAGCAAAAAUAUGAAAAAAUUAGUGAAAAGAAAAUGUCAACUAAUGUUGAAGUUUUAUGCAAGGGAUUUCCUGCUGAAUUUGCAAUGUAUCUCAAUUAUUGUCGAGGUCUUCGUUUUGAAGAGGGACCAGACUACAUGUACUUGCGACAGUUAUUCCGAAUUCUUUUUAGAACUCUCAAUCACCAAUAUGACUACAUUUUUGACUGGACGAUGUUAAAACAAAAAGCGGCAGCAUCUGCUGCUGGUGCUAGUGCUACGUCGCAAGUCGUUACUACUACUGCUGGUCGCUAACUAGGUGGCCUUCCCAGACAAAGUGCUGGGAAAUAGGAACACCAUGGUAGCCAAUAAGCCAAUAAAUAUGGAAAUAAAUAUCCAGAUCAGAAAAAAAUAUUUAUGUUCAAGAGAUGUACAUUGGAAAUUCUCGUGAAGCUUCAGCUGAUUAUAUGAAAUGAAAAAUAGAAGUUUUGAGUGCAGAAACGGCUUUUCAUCGAAUAUUUUAUUCACAUUUGUUAGUAAAUUGGAGAGUGCUUCUUUUCUGCAUCAUGGACUACUAAGUUUUAUCAUGAACAUUUUUACCUUUUCCCAUGUCAUACCUGGUGCAAAUGUUUUUCCAAGAAUUGUAACUCAACUAUCUUGUGUUCUAUGUGUGAAUACUCAUCAUUGGAGAUAUAAAAUUUUGUCUUUAUUCAACAUGACAUUAUCAUUAAUUAUCAUACCACCUACAUUAUCAUCAAUUUAAAAAACUAAUACGCAUUUUUUUGAUGUUUAGCGUUGGUGUGCAAUUGACUUCAAACCCGAGUCGACAAUGAAGACCUAAACUGAUUUUGCCUUUAUUAUUUGCACUAAAAUGGUUAGUUAAUGCUGUAAUAACUGCAAAGUCGAAAUUUGAGAAAGUAUGGGGAAAAAAAUCUUCUAGCACCAAAAACUAUCUUAAUGCUUGUAUAAAAUGUUAAAAUGGACAUAUUUUGUGUGCUUGCCAAUAAAAUAAGUGAGAUGGCUUCAUAAACUGUUAAGUGAAGAACAUCGUGUAAGAAAUGAAUGAACUCUUCAAAUUUGUUCAUCUGUAGCAUUUGAACGAACUGUUAUGUUAUCAUUUCUUGAUUGAUUUCCUAUAUAUUUAGCUCUGCUCGUAGUCAUUCAUUUUAUAUUUGUGCCGCUUUAUGUGGCAAACCUAUGUUAGUGAAGUUCGUCACUUUUCAUGUUAAUGCCACAAAUUCAUCCAUGGGAAUUGAUAACCUGAUUAUUUGUAAAAAGUUUAAAUUAAUGUUUAUAGGUAGCUGCAGUUCUUUGUUGUUUGUUGCCGCCUUAUUACUUAUUGCAUUAAUUGUGUGAUUUUUGUGAUUCUUUUGUAUGUAGUUCUCCUGAGGAAAAAGAUAUAUAUUAUAUGAAAAUGAAAUAAUUAAUGUUACAUAAGUCAUUGUGUGCUAGCAACAAAUUGAAACUUUUUAAGUUCUUUUUAAACAAGCUAUUUGAAAUGUAAAAAAAUAACUUUGUUUCAAUAAAGAACCUAAAGGUGA